Messenger RNA from Siniperca chuatsi (mandarin fish), 5122 nucleotides. RefSeq names its product inositol-trisphosphate 3-kinase B (gene itpkb). The transcript has 12 exons. NCBI's taxonomy places the organism in Eukaryota, Metazoa, Chordata, Actinopteri, Centrarchiformes, Sinipercidae. Gene Ontology annotation, cellular component: cytoplasm; nucleus. The record is from RefSeq and is a predicted model, not a curated record. Bases 661 to 3045 code for a protein of 794 amino acids. Gene Ontology annotation, molecular function: inositol tetrakisphosphate kinase activity; inositol-1,4,5-trisphosphate 3-kinase activity. Gene Ontology annotation, biological process: inositol phosphate biosynthetic process.
GCUGUCUUGUCGCUUCCGGCUUCAAACACACAGAUAUACAGCGCUUUACUACGAACACAGAGGUCUCGAGCAGCACGCAUGACAACAGAAACCUCCAAAGAAACUAUUUAUUCUGAGAGCAAACUGUGAGAGGAUUUCACCGGUGAAAUGCUUUGAAGUUUUCCUGAAAUAACCAGAGAGAAAACACUCGUGGAAGAAAAAAGACAUUUUGAGAUCUUCUUCUGUGGAGGAGGAUUUUUUGGUGAAAAUCUGAAGAAGCAAAAGGGACCGGCGGCGGCGUCGAACAAGUUCGUCUGUGGAAGACACCGCAAACACACACAAAGAGUAGAUAACGAGUUGUUUUGGUGCACAAGGAGCGGCAUCUUUGCAUGUUUUGUGUUCCAAGUGUCUGACACACAGACAGAGAAGAAUCAUCUUCGGUCUAUAACUAUUGGUAUCUGGUUGUAAUAUUACUCAGAUAAUAAAAGUGUCCCGGAGAAGCCUUAGAGAGGACGGGACUGCGCCGAGUGGUGGGUGCAGAUUUUCCUGCAGUGUGGAGCUGCUGCUGCUGGCUGAAUGCAGAGGAAACACUGAAAGCUGUUCUCCAGACCUUCCCUGCUGCUUCAGGGGAGAUUGUCAGAUGUGUACCCAGCUCUCAAAGCCCCAGGCCUGGCCGCGGGGAUGGCAGCCUCUGCCCUGAACCUGAACGGCCUCGGAGUCAUGAACAGAUACACACAAACCAACCAACCCUCUCCUCUCUGCAGCAGUAAUCAGUUUCACACCCAGCCAGGUUCCUCUAGCACCACCUCUGGAGCUAGAACCAGUCCAGUCGGUCGACCUGUGCUGCCGGUUCCAGAUCGGAGCACCUACUGUCAGUUACUGGGUGGGGGAGCUUUGGGUGGAGGUCUCUACAGCCCAACCAGCCCUAAGACGAGCCCUCAGACCCUGGGUCGAACCUUUGUCUUCCCCCCUUCAUCCUCGCCCUCCCCCAGCCCCACCCCUCGUGCUCACUCCCCCUCCCCACGAAGCCCGGAGCUCCUAGGAGUCAAUGUGGGCCAGCGGGUCCGACGAUUGAGCUCACCCGGCGGUGAGGAGAGAGGGGAAAGAGAAGGGCAGGAGGAGAGGGGAGGAGAGACAAGAGGCGGAGAGGGGCGAGAGGAGAGGAGACGCCAGGUACAGCAGCUGCAGAUACACAGAGAGCUGCAGAACGUUGAGGUCAGGGGAAAAGUGGGCAUUUUCGAGGCCCACAUUUCUGGAAUUCGUGCCCAGGUGCUUAACAGUGAGCUCCAGCGCAGCCCUCGGUCUCCAAGACGAACCUUUGAAUGCCCAAUGACCCACUCACAGCAGCGGAAAGUUCCCCCUGUUGUCCAAAAUGGAAGAGAAAGGGAGGAAGAAACAAUGGAAGGAGAAAGGAGAGAAGGAGGAAGGAAUGAAGGUGAGAUGGACAGCAGUGCUACUAAAACAAACACUGAGAACAAGACACCAAUUGGUCAAAAUGGCCAGCAUUCAGAAACAAUGCAAACUCCCUGUUUAGAUGGACUGUUUGUCGUUCAGGGCUCCUUUGAGACAUUAAACCUAGAUGCAACAGACAGAGAAAAAAAAGAGGGAGAAAGACUGAGAAAUAAGGAGGGAGAAAAAGACGAAGGGGAGGUAGAAAACAAACAAAUGCUAGGAGACAAAAGACAAUGGACAGAGAAAGAAGUGACAGACGAGAAAGAGGGCCGGUUGUGUCUUGAGAUGCUGCUCCAGACAGAGGCAAACAGGUUGGCGGUUAACCCUGAAACCCCUGCUUUUCCUCGGACACAAAGCAGUGACAGCUUCCCUUGGUUGCUGGACAUCACUGAUCACACCUCCAACCACUCUCCCUCCAUCCCUCCCUCCAUCCCUGCAGUCAUAAUAACUGACCACGGUUUGGAAAGCCAGCCUCAAACUUCUGAAGGCCCCUGCUCAGACCAGGGACUAUGCUGCACCCCUAGCCCCAGUUCUAGCCCUGUCCCUGGGCCGAACUCCUCCAACCGCUCCCUCAGGAAGCUGUCGUCCUCCUCUGCCUCCUCGGCUGGUUUCUCCUCGUCUUGGGAAGAGUCAGAGGAGGAUGUUUCCAGUGAUACGGAGAAAGGAGAGCAGCUUCUCAACCCUGCACUCCUCACUUCCAAACAAAAAGCGCACAAGUCUUGGAAGAAGAUUAAGAACAUGGUCCACUGGUCACCGUUCGUCAUGUCCUUCAAGAAGAAAUAUCCCUGGAUACAACUGGCUGGGCACGCAGGGAGCUUCAAGGCGGGAGCCAACGGCCGUAUACUAAAAAAACACUGUGAUUGUGAGCAGCGCUGUUUGUCCCUCCUGAUGAGGGACGUGUUGCGCCCGUACGUCCCUGGUUACCAUGGAGACGUAGAGAAGGACGGCCAGAAAUACAACCAGAUGGAGGAUCUGCUGGCUGAGUUUGACUUCCCGUGUGUGAUGGACUGUAAGAUGGGAGUGAGGACCUACCUUGAGGAAGAGCUGACCAAGGCUCGUAAGAAGCCCUCUCCAAGGCCCGACAUGUAUCAGAAAAUGAUCGAGGUUGAUCCCGAGGCACCUACGCUGGAGGAAAACCACCAGAAAGUGGUGACCAAACCCAGAUACAUGCAGUGGAGGGAGACCAUAAGCUCAACAGCCACCCUGGGAUUUAGGAUAGAGGGAGUCAAGAAGGAGGACGGGACAGUGAACAGAGAUUUUAAGAAAACUAAGACGAGAGACCAAGUUACUGCAGCCUUCCAUGACUUUGUCAAAGGAAAUAAGGACAUACUGAAUGGUUAUCUAAGAAGGCUGGAGGAAAUCAGAGACACUCUGGAGGUCUCCCCAUUCUUCAAAACCCACGAGGUGAUUGGCAGCUCCUUGUUAUUCGUUCACGACAGUAAGGGACGGGCCAAAGUCUGGAUGAUCGACUUUGGGAAAACCACGCCUCUUCCUGACGGGGAGGAACUAACCCACCGAGCAUCGUGGGUAGAGGGCAACAGAGAAGAUGGUUACCUGUUUGGACUUGAUAGUUUGGUGGACAUCAUUUCAUCAAUGGUGGACUCUGAGACUUGAAGUCUGAAGGAUUUGAAAAAAAAAUCCAAGUGAACAUUUGGACACACAACAACCACUUCCAUUCAUUCUUCCCUUCUCUGGGGAACACUUUGGACUUCCUCAAAGAUUCCUUCACAGACAUUUGUCCUCAUGAUGGAAUCCCAUAACAAUGCGUGGCCAAAUCCAUUCAUGGGUGCAACAUUUCUAUUCAUAUCCAGUGGAUUUCAGUAUCUUGCUCUUCUUCAUCCAUAGCCGUUUUAAUGUGAUCCUUAUACCCUCAAGGGCCUGCUGUAAUAGCCCUUUUUCACAGCAGACAUGUUAACUUGUCAUAGCAGGAAAAACAUAGGUGGAACUAAUGACACUAAUGAUGACUCAGUUCCAUUAAGUGUCCCAGUAAGUCAUCCCUGUGAGCCAGCAUGCACAAUAUCUGCACUAUUACUGUUAUUCGUUACACCUGUGCUUCUUAUGCUAUGACAUGUCGAAAUGUCUGCUGUGAAAAAAGGUCUAUUUUUACAUGCAUUAUACCUGAAAGACAAACUUUUUUUACUAUUGGAAUUCUCCAAUUAAAAGCAAAAAAUAUAGAUUGCCUAAUCCAAGGCUAAGGCAGGUGGUAUUCUAUAUUUAUGUUAUCAUAAACAAAUCCUAUAAAAAGACCAAAACAAUAAUGUGUUAGUCUGUCUUUCAAUAUUUGCCUAGCCUGUCUGUGGCUGUCAGCCCCAAGCCCAUUUGUUCCUGCUGAAGACAUAAAUCUUUAAAAACAGAUCAUGGAUAUAUAGUUUAAUUUUUUAAAGAGGGUAAAUCAUUUUCUAAAACAGCUGGGCACUGACCUUUUAAGCAAACAUUACUCAAACAGGAGGAAAUAGUGCAUUUGUUGGGGACUAUUUUCAGUGGCAGAUUAAUACACAUUUGGUGCUCUAAUGAGUAUGUGGCAUCAAUUAAAAAAAACAGUGUCCAUGUUCAUUGUAAUGAAUGAAUAUGUCACCCAGUGCAAUGUGUGGCUCAUUGAUGUGUUGUUGAUUUAAAGCCACUAUGUGUGGAAUUUGAACAUUUCUGACUUUGGCGCUCUCUGGUGGUAGUAUCAAAUAAGACACUGUAAUUGUCUAACUUUUCCUAUAAACCAGCACUUAUACAGCAUAAGCCUAAUUUGAAAAAAGUCUGAAACUCCCAUAUUUGACAUCAAAUGCCCUUACUUACACUGCACUUAAUUACAUUUCCACUGUUAGAGAUUGUACAGUUGAGUGUGUUUUUACUCAUGAGAACAUGAUUUUAGGUGUGUUUUGCAGUGGCAAACAAAACUAGUCUUUUAGCAGUUUUUCACCUAUCUUUAACCAGUCACGCUCAGAGCUGUAGACAGAAUUUUGAUACUGUGAGUUGGUCAGUGAGGUUUUCAGUGGCAGCCAUCUUUGCUCCACAGUAAUCUGUCAAUAACUGGCAAUUAUGUGGAGCUAAAUUAUACAUCUCACAGUAGUUUCAGCAUGUUAUGUAGGGCAUUGUUUCAUAUGUAACAUAUUUUCGGCCAAACACUUAUCACCCUUCUCACACUUUAUUGGGAUUGUUCACAAUGUACAGUAAGAUUUAUUAUGUUUGAUGUAGUUUUUGUAACAUUAUUUCAGUGUACUCAAAUCCUGUGGAACACUUACAGCCAUGAACAAUCAUAUUUAAGCUAUACAGUGCCUUGACAUUACAAAGCCAAGUCAGACAACUGAAAAUAUGUUCUUACUUUUAAAUGUUAUGAUGGAAUUUUCUCUUAGUCUUAACUGUCGGUUUCUGUGCUUAGCCUUACAUGGGUGCAUGUUUAUUAUCCUCUUAAAGUUUGGGAUUAACUUCAUUAUGUUUUUAUUUAUAACAUUAUAUUAUGUUUUGUUUUUUUAGUCAAUGGGAUACUGUGACAUUUUGAAUUUUGGGUUAUGUUGUUUUGUCUUCAAGCAUGUGUUACAGUAUGAGUGAAAGUCAAAAUGUGGGGCAGGUCGCUGACAUUGUGGACAUCCCAUAUUCAAACCAUUGGAUAUGGCUGUAGAAAAGAUUGAUGAUGUUUAGAUAAUGACACCCAUUUAUUUCAAUGGGGAAAGCAAACAGUCACUUAGAAACUGGUUGGGCA